Messenger RNA from Protomyces lactucae-debilis, 1113 nucleotides. Its product is annotated as putative CDK10, cyclin-dependent kinase 10. Gene Ontology annotation, molecular function: ATP binding; cyclin-dependent protein serine/threonine kinase activity. Gene Ontology annotation, cellular component: nucleus. Gene Ontology annotation, biological process: protein phosphorylation; regulation of mitotic cell cycle. The coding region runs from base 1 to 1113 and encodes 370 amino acids. Lineage: Eukaryota; Fungi; Ascomycota; Taphrinomycetes; Taphrinales; Protomycetaceae. The record is from RefSeq and is a predicted model, not a curated record. The transcript is spliced from 6 exons.
AUGAAGCUGACAAGUGUCACGGGAGAGGUGAUCUCUGUAUCUGCUGAUGAUUUACUGGGCAAUUGUGUGCCCUCUGCUCUGUACGCUCGUCUCAAUCGUCUCGGCGAAGGCACAUAUGGUGUCGUCCAUAGAGCUCGUCACACAAAGACCGGAGAGACGGUGGCCCUCAAGUCUGUUCGGCUGUUUGAACAAGACAAGGGAGAAGGCAUACCCAUCACUGCUCUUCGGGAAAUUAGUAUCCUCAAGAGUCUUCGUCAUAAAAAUGUCGUCAAUGUACUCGAAGUGGCAGUCGGUGACGCACUAGACGAGAUCUAUAUGGUCAUGGAGUAUUGCGAACAGGAUUUGGCCAAUAUAUUCGACGUUGCACAGAUACAAUUCACGCCAUCAGAGGUAAAAUGUUUGGCGAUACAGUUGUUUGAAGGACUCGAGUAUAUCCAUCGUCAAGGCAUCAUUCAUCGUGACUUGAAAAUGAGUAAUCUUCUGCUAAACCGCAGCGGCAUCCUGAAACUCGCCGAUUUUGGUAUGGCUCGUGAAGAAGCUGGAGACAUGACACCACAAGUCGUGACUCUCUGGUACCGAGCACCUGAAAUAUUGCUGGGCAGUCGACAGUAUGACUUGUCUGUUGACUUGUGGUCUGCUGGCUGCGUCUUGGCAGAGUUGGUCACAUCACAACCCUUACUACCGGGUAAAGACGAGUCUGGGGAGAUGAACUUGAUUUGUGGUCUAAUUGGCGCGCCUAGUGAAACGACUUGGUCAGGAUUCCGACUGCUGCCAUGGGCAAGCAAAUAUCAGCCGCCAUCUCAAGCAAUAUUGCGGACAAAGGAGGAUCUGCCAACGCGCUUCAAGGGCGAAAGACCGGGUCUCGUGCGACUCUUGUCAGAGUUAUUGCAAUAUAAUCCGCGAAAACGGUUGACAGCUUACGAAGUCUUGGAGCAUCGAUACUUCAAAGAGGCACCCGCGGCUCAAGAUCCAGGAUUGCUGCCAACAUUCAAGGAAGCUCGCAAUGAAGUAACCUUGUCUGCGCCGCUUAGGCAAGCCAAGCGAGAAUCAUUGCUUUUUGACGAGAAUGAUCUCCUCUCGCAGGUUGAAGCGAAGAGGCGACGACGAAGCUGA